This is a messenger RNA of Neohortaea acidophila, 1140 nucleotides long. Its product is annotated as chaperonin 10-like protein. The transcript has 4 exons. Bases 98 to 1138 code for a protein of 346 amino acids. NCBI's taxonomy places the organism in Eukaryota, Fungi, Ascomycota, Dothideomycetes, Mycosphaerellales, Teratosphaeriaceae. The record is from RefSeq and is a predicted model, not a curated record. Gene Ontology annotation, molecular function: oxidoreductase activity, acting on NAD(P)H.
UGAUCACCGCCUGAUUAUCAAUCGAGAGCUGUCUGCCAUCCUUCUGCCUAGUCAGAGGUAAGAAGUCCAUCUUAUCUUCCCCCUCUCACUCCCCAUCAUGAACGAAAUCUUCAAGCCCAAGAACGUCGCGGCCUGGCAACUCAAAAAGGCCCAGCGCCCGCUCGUUGUCAGCAAAGCGCCAUACAUCUCCCCGCCCAAGGACCACGUCACCAUCAAAAUCAUCGACGUCGCCGUCAAUCCGAUCGACUGGAUUCUACAGGACUCGCCACCGCCGGGAUUUGAUAUUGACUACCCCGCCAUCUUUGGCCGCGAUGCUGCGGGUGAGAUUCUGGAGGUGGGGGAUGAUGUGAAGGACUUCCGCGUUGGACAGAGAGUCAUUGCAAACACCGGCAGCGGUGGUGCUCUCUACGGCGGCUUCCAAAAAUACGCCCUCGUACACAAAAACGCCGUCGCCGAACUCCCCUACUCCAUCCCGACAUCCAAAGGCGUCGUCCUUCCCCUUGGAAUCUCCACCGCUUCCGCAGGUCUCUUUCAAAAGGACUUCCUCGCUCUACCAUUCCCCAAAGAAGACUUUGAGGAUCUGGGUCGUGUAGUAAUUGUUUGGGGUGGCUCGAGUAGUGUGGGAUCCUGCGCGAUUCAACUCGCUGUGGCCGCUGGCGCGGAAGUCAUCACGACGGCGAGCGCAAAGAACUUUGGCUAUGUCAAACGACUCGGGGCGAAGCAAUGCUUUGAUUAUCACGAUGAUGACGUCGAGGAUCAAAUUGUCGAAGCUUUAAAUGGGAGAACAGUCGCGGGUGCAUACCACGCCGUUGGGGCUGACGGUGCAGUGGAGUCUUGCGCGCGCAUCGUGGACCGGACAAAGGGCAAAGCCAUCGUUGUGACCGUCAGAGGCGCCCCUGAGAAGGGCGUGCCCGACUCCGUCCGUGUGAAGCAAAUCGCGGCGGCCAAUAUCUUCACCAACGAAAUCGGCCCAUACAUCUGGCGGAAGUUCCUGCCCAAAGCCCUCGAAAGCGGCAUGCUCGUCCCGGAGCCAAGCGCGUUGAUUGUGGGCGAGGAACUCCGAUCAGUCCAAGCCGGACUGGACGCGCAGAAAAAGGGCGUGAGCGCGCAAAAGGUCGUGAUUACGAACAUUUCAUGAGU